AUGGAGGCAGAUCUUGUGGUGUACGCGCGCGAUGCCGCGGCGCGCGGCGACGACCUCUUCGCGCUGCUGUCGGUCGACGCCACGAGUAGCGAGUCCGACAUCCGCCGCGCCUUCCGCCGCAAAGCCCUAACGGCCCACCCCGACAAGGCCGGCGACGCCUACGACCCGGCCCUGUACGAGCGGCUGGAGCGCGCGCGCGACGUUCUGGCCCUCCCGGCCGCCCGCGAUGCCUACGACAACGGCAUGCGCGCCGUCCUGCAGAAGCGUGCCGCCCUCGACCAGAUGUCGUCGCGCCGCCGCCGCCUCGUCGAGGAGCUCGAGCAGCGCGAGGAGGAGGCCAAGCGCGCCCGCACCGGCGCCGCCCCCGGAGCAGACCGGGCCCAGACCGCCGAGCGCGAGGCUAUGGCAGCCCGCGGCCGCGCCAAGCUCGACGAGAUGAAGCGCCUGCGGAGAGAGGCCGAGGAGAGGGCGGCGGCAGCACAACAGAAGGAGGAGCAGAUGAGGGAG
Messenger RNA from Lasiosphaeria miniovina, 507 nucleotides. RefSeq lists its product as uncharacterized. Gene Ontology annotation, biological process: spliceosomal complex disassembly. The annotation marks the transcript as partial. The transcript has a single exon. The record is from RefSeq and is a predicted model, not a curated record. Gene Ontology annotation, cellular component: spliceosomal complex. Lineage: Eukaryota; Fungi; Ascomycota; Sordariomycetes; Sordariales; Lasiosphaeriaceae.